Eriocheir sinensis (Chinese mitten crab) is the source of this 2973-nucleotide messenger RNA. Its product is annotated as hemicentin-1-like. The coding region runs from base 1 to 2514 and encodes 837 amino acids. The record is from RefSeq and is a predicted model, not a curated record. NCBI's taxonomy places the organism in Eukaryota, Metazoa, Arthropoda, Malacostraca, Decapoda, Varunidae. Gene Ontology annotation, molecular function: protein binding. The transcript is spliced from 13 exons.
AUGGAGGAAGGGCCGCUGACGGAGGUGAUGGCGGUGGUGGGCGGCCAGGCUCUGCUUCCGUGCGACAUCACCGAGCAAGGCGACUAUCCCAUUCUCGUGCUCUUCUACAACGGCGAGACGGGCAAGCCGGUAUACAGCAUCGACUCCCGCGAAGGCACCAUUGGCUCCUCAAUGCACUGGUCGGCGCUGGGGGACCGCGCCCACUUCAACCUUACUUCGACGCCCACCGGCCUGCAUAUCCUGAGGGUCGAAGCGCAGGACCAUCAGGAGUAUCGCUGUCGGGUUGAUUUCAGACGCUCCCCAACCAGGAACCUCCGCGUCAAGCUGGUGGUUGUGGAGCCUCCCCUCAAGCUGCAGGUCUACGAGGCGGGCAUUAGGGAAGUGAAGGAGGUUGUGGGACCCUUCGCUCUAGGCACCAGCGUCACCCUCACCUGCGAGGCCACUGGAGGUCGUCCUCCCCCGCGCGUGACCUGGUGGCACGAGGGAUCACUACUGGACGACCUGACCGAGGAAACACGAGGUCAGGUCAUCUGGAACUCCCUGACCCUGCCUGACCUGACCCGCCAGCACCUGCACCGGGUCAUCACGUGUCAAGCAGCCAACUCCAACCUGACGCUGCCACUCCGCUCAUCCGUCACCCUCGACAUGAACUUCCCGCCGGAGGACGUGGUGAUUCGAGGGCCGAGCACGCCGCUGCGGGAGGGCGACACGCAGGACUUGGUGUGCGAAGCAGGCGGGUCACGUCCCCCAGCCUCCCUUACCUGGUGGCUCCGAGGCAGGCAGCUCCCGGCCCCCCCGACACAGCUUCUGGAGGGCACGGUGACUCGCUCGACGCUAGCCUUCACUCCCUCCAGGCAGAACGACGCCGCCAAGCUCACCUGCAAGGCCCAGAACACAGAGCUGCCCUCCCGCACUCUUGAGGACAGCAUCAUCCUCACUGUUCACUACGCGCCGCGGGUUGAGCUGCGCGCCGGCCAGAACCUCGUCAUGACCAGCAUCAAGGAGGGCGAUGACGUGUAUUUCGAGUGUGUCAUCAGCGCCAACCCGCCCGUCCAGGGACUGCGCUGGCUGCUGCAGGGGGAGCUGCUGCACCACAACCUGUCCGCGGGGGUGAUCCUGGCCAACCAGAGCCUCGUCCUGCAGCGCGUGGGCCGCCACUCCUCGGGCCGCUACACCUGUUCCGCCUCCAACGCCCUGGGCACCGCCACCUCCAAGCCCCUCACCCUCAACGUCAAGUUCCGGCCGGUGUGCGCGGCGCGGCAGCAGUGGACGUACGGCGGUGCGCGCGGCCAGCAGGUGAACGUAACCUGCCAGGUGGACGCCAACCCCGAGGUGGACGCCUUCCGCUGGGCCUUCAACACGUCCACGGAGAUGGUGCACAUCCCGAGGAACCGCAGCCAGGUGCUGGGCAGCCGCAGCAUCAUGGCCUACACGCCCAAGACACACCAUGACUUCGGGACGCUCCUGUGCUGGGCCGACAACGAGGUGGGCGCUCAGCGGCUGCCCUGCGUCUACCUGGUGGUGCCUGCAGCGGUGCCUGAGCCUGUCCACAACUGCAGCGCAUGGCACAACGCCAGCGCCGCCGGGGAGGUGGUGGUGGCGUGCGAGCCUGGCUGGAGCGGCGGCCUGAUGCAGACCUUCUCGCUGGAGGUGCGGCGGGGCGGCUCCGUCGUGGCCUCGCUGGGGCAGCGCGCCGAGCCCUUCUUCACCGUGACGGGCCUGGCGCCGGGCACCGAGUACCAGCUUGCCGUGGUGGCCGUCAACACGCAGGGGACCGCCGCCCCCACACGCCUCACCCACCACACACCCAUCGACGUGGCCGAGAAACGCACCAGCGCCGCCGCUGCCGAGUCCUUCGGCGUCGGCCUGGGCAUGAUGCGUGUGGUGCCCGUGGUGGUGGUGGCGGUGGCGGCGGGCGUAUCGCUGGUGCUGUGCUCGGUGGUGGUGGUGCUGCUGAUCCGCUGCCGCCUCGCCCGCGCCCACGCCCACGCGCACGCCAGGCCCAAGGUGGUGUGUGAGGACGCCGGGUCCCUCACCAAGACCGGCGACGACGGCGGCUUCGACAUGCGCCAGCGAGACCCUGACCUCAUCCUGGUGAAGGCCGGCAAGCGGGAGUCCCAGCCAUCUGCACCCGCCCCACGCCCACCUUCCUACGGAGCAGUUACGAGUGAGCUGACGUCGGUGAGGUCAAACAGCCCCGGGGAGGGAUCACUGGGGCGCGGCAGCCGCACCUCACACUCCCCUCCCGUCGGCGGGGCCACGGGGGCCAUCGUGACCACCGCCGGGAUGGGCAGCACGGCACUUCACACAGUCCCCCGAAUAGCCCGCCCCGUCAUGGCCACGCAGUCCCCGGUGCCCCUGGGUCGGAUGGGCCGGUCAGCCUCGUGCAUAGAGGAGCAAAUGUUACCUCUCACCGCCGCCACCUCUUCCCUGCCCCGCCGCUCCUCCACCCUCGUCCUCCACCCUGAGUUCUUUCCACUCAAUCUGUCGACCAGCAGGGAGAGCUGUGUAUAGUGCGGCGGUUCCCUGCUGGUGUGUUCGUGAGGUAGGUCAGUUAGGUGUUUCGUGGGUCUAUGGCAGUAUUUAGUGUUUCUACCCGUGUCCAGGUGUAUGGGAGAUCGGGAACAGGUGUGGCGGGUCAGGACUUCGGACCACUUUGGCUUCGUGUCUACUUUGGGCAGGUGAGGGUUAAGGCAGAGGUGGAGAGAAGAGGAAGAAAAGCAGAGAUAAACGGAUAUGUAGGAGGAAGAAGACGAGGACGAGGUGGAGUGGGGAAUGAGGUAAAAUGUGGACGAGCGAAGGAGGAAGGAGGAGGGGGAUAGAGAACGAGGAGGUGUGUGUGUGUGUGUGUGUGUGUGUGUGUGUGUGUGUGUGUGUGUGUGUGUGUGUAAAAGUCAUGCCGUAUCAGAAAAUCAUUAGUGUGUGUGUGUGUGUGUGUGUGUGUGUGUGUGUGUGUGUGUGUGUGUGUGUGUG